Molecule: messenger RNA, 1164 nt
Organism: Dentiscutata erythropus
Lineage: Eukaryota; Fungi; Glomeromycota; Glomeromycetes; Diversisporales; Gigasporaceae
Source: the annotation of a GenBank genome assembly
AUGGGCCAUAAGAAAGAAGGAAUUUCUCCUACCUUAAAGAAAAAAAUAGUUCUACCUACUCUAAAUGCUUCUAAUUUGAGCUCUGCAGCUGCUGGUACUUCUACAACCUCGGCUCCUCUAAAAAUCAAAAUACCGAGUAAAUCUUUACACGCGCAAUCGGCCAGUACAGAAGAACGACAAAGACAGCAAACAAACGAUGGUACAAGAAAAAAGCAUAUUUUUUUAGGCAAAAUACCCGACGAUGAAGAGCCUGAAGCACCGAUUGAAGAACAAUUUAUUUUGAGGUUAAUGGUACCUGAAGAUGUAAAGCAGCGUUUCAGAGAGAAAGUGAGAAAACAAAAGUUUGCUCCUGAAGAUGUUGAAAUCAUGUUUAAGGACUCCCGUCGUGCAAUUUUCACGUUCGAAAAUCAAAAAUAUAGUGCACGAUUAGUAGAUUUGCCUUGUAUUAUUGAGGCACAAAAAACCUUCAACAAUAAACAAUUUUACAAAGUUGCUGAUGUUUGCCAGAUGUUAAUAGUAGAAUCACCGAUUGAUACUCAAGAGGAGGUGCAUCUUUUUACUGAAAAUACGGCAUCUUCAAGUAUCGAUCAAUUUGAAUGGCCUGAUGGGUUAACACCACCCUUGAAGAAUGCUAGAAACAGGAGAUUUAGGAAACACAUCGAAAAAGAGGUCGAAAAAUUAUUACAUGAUGAUUCAUUGGCAGAGGAGGUUAAAAUUGAAGCAUUGCAAGAGUAUGAGCAGGUUUUAGUAGAAGGGCAGGCCAAUAUACUUGAUGAAUCAGAAAAUGAUGAGUUUGCUCAAAACGAUGAUAUUACUGAAGAGUUUAGAAUUGGAUUAGAUCAAUUAUUGGAGGAUGAUAGUCAUGAGAGUAAUGUUGAAGAUGUUGAAGAAUCUGAUGCAAGUGAAACAGAUUCUGAAGAAGAAAAUCAGGAAGAAUUGAACAAACUCUUUUCAAGCCAAAGAGAAUUAACAGCUGAAGUGACGAAGUUGGAAGCAAAUUUAAAUAAAAAAUUAUCUGAUUUGAGAGGAGAGAUUAAUGCUGUUAUGCAGGGUCGCAUUCAAAACCAGGUCAAUACGCUGUUAACAGAAAUAGAGCAGAAAAAAACUUUGUUGGCUGAAGCGGCACAAAGAGUAACUGAUAUUAAAGAAAAGAUGGAAUCAAAA